AUACAAGUAGGGAUGUCCUGUCUCUGGCCUCCGCAGCUGAAACUCCAACACCGGUGCGAGGAUGGCCACACCUCUGGAGCAGGCGUUGGCUGCCAUCGUGAGCACCUUCCAGAAGCACGCAGAAGUCUCGGGGAACAAGCACCGGCUCUGCCAGGCAGAGCUCAAGGAGCUGCUGCAGAAGGAGUUGCCCACCUGGACCCCAAUGGGGCUCCGAGAGUGUGACUACAGCGCGUUCAUGAGCGUCCUGGACACCAACAAGGACUGUGAGGUGGACUUCGUGGAAUACGUGCGCUCCCUCGCCUGCCUCUGCACCUUCUGCCACGACUACUUCAAGGACAGCACCCCCGCGACCCCCUGCUCCGAGUAGGCUAGGCCUCCCAGGGCAGGGGUCUGCUCCAGCAGGUCCUGCCCCCCACCCCCACCCCCACCCAGCGCCUCCGGCAUCCCAGCUAGAGAUUCUCCGAGCUGCCGCCCCUGCCGUGGCCGUGACAGGGUGGGGAAGGGCCCAUUCAACCCCUAAUAAAGUGCUGGUGUCACUUG
Messenger RNA from Suricata suricatta (meerkat), 540 nucleotides. RefSeq names its product S100 calcium binding protein A3 (gene S100A3). The coding region runs from base 62 to 367 and encodes 101 amino acids. Lineage: Eukaryota; Metazoa; Chordata; Mammalia; Carnivora; Herpestidae. Gene Ontology annotation, cellular component: cytoplasm. Gene Ontology annotation, molecular function: transition metal ion binding. The record is from RefSeq and is a predicted model, not a curated record. The transcript has 3 exons.